Molecule: messenger RNA, 1037 nt
Organism: Pocillopora damicornis (cauliflower coral)
Lineage: Eukaryota; Metazoa; Cnidaria; Anthozoa; Scleractinia; Pocilloporidae
Product: allene oxide synthase-lipoxygenase protein
Biological process (GO): lipid oxidation
Molecular function (GO): oxidoreductase activity, acting on single donors with incorporation of molecular oxygen, incorporation of two atoms of oxygen; heme binding; iron ion binding
Source: RefSeq, a predicted model, not a curated record
GAAACGUCUUGACUCGACGCUCGCAGAACUAACAGGUCCAUAUCAAAGUCAGCAUGGCUUGGCGUAAUCUCGGAUACGAAGUCUACAAAAAAGAGAUGGGAGAGGAAAUGUUCAAAAAGAAGAUAGAGGAAUUCGAAAAGCCUCUUGCUCCACCUGGUUUUUUCUCCCAAAGCAAAAUCGCAUACGAUACCACCAAACUCAAGUUACUCUUCGGCACGAAGGUGUUAAUCAAGGGACAGCGGGGCACACAUCCCAUUGGAGUUGGAGCCGAGGGAAUCGCAACUAUUGUCUCUAAUCCAAAGAUUCCACCCUGCGAGUUUUUCACACCGGGACGUUCUUACCCAGUCUGCCUCCGUCAUUCGACCAUACAGUCCGUGGAUGACGUAUUGAUUGACUUCUGUGGCGGGUCCAUAAGAUUUGCCGGAAGUGAUGAUAUGGAAAGUCCUUGCGAUAUUGUUAUGGGGACUGGAGAGACAACACCGUUGUGGAGCGCUCAGGCCAUUUUUGAUGCAGUGAAAGCCAAGAUUUCAAAAGAUUUGAAAACUUAUUUGCUGAUAGGACCUGACCACCUAAAAGCCAACAUUGGGGGCUUGCGCCAGAAGCCUGAAUCGUUUUACGACCAGCGUUAUUACUCUGAGGCGAUUUUCGAAUUCAAAGCGUUCGAUGGUGUUAAGCGUUACGUCAGAUUCCGUAUGAUGCCCGCUGAUGGGCGGCCAGAAACAGGCUUAUUGCCUGAGGAAGUCCAGCAGCAUCCAUGGAUAAAUGAAAGGUCACCCGAUGAGACCUUACCAAUGGACUAUCUCAAGCGUGAGUACAGAGAGAGAAUUUCCAAGGGACCACUCGACUAUAAACUACAGCUGCAACUCCAUGAACCUAAGGAAGGUGAUGUGCCAUGGAUACUUCAUGUUGGGAGGGAAUGGGACGAGGAAACGCACCCGUGGUUAGAUUUGCUUCUGAGACCAGACGUACACUUCAUUACGAAUGUGAAGAACAACAUUAGGAUCAUCAACAGAUACGGCUGGCAAAAGACCAAUUGA